AUGCCGAGGGUUUAUACAGAAAUUGAUGGUGGGUUUAACAAUGAUGAUGGCAUGCCCCGGAGAAUUGAGUGGGGUGUAACGAGGAGAGGAAAAAGAGAACGUGGUAGAAUCAGUCGACUUUUUGCUAAUUUCUCUUCUGUUUCUAGGAGAUUUAGAUCGGAUUCUUCCUCCUUAGGUCGGGUUCGGGUUAGUCGGAGUUGGAGCUUGUCGGGUACUGGUUCGUCGGUAGUUAGCAGGUAUAUAUUGAGGAGGAAUAGUAACAGAUCUGGUGAUGGGCUCGGUGAGGUGUGGUUGCGGUGUAGGCGGUGUUGCUAUUGUGGCAGUGAUUAUUGUGGUGUUGUGGCGGGGUGA
Molecule: messenger RNA, 351 nt
Organism: Fraxinus pennsylvanica
Lineage: Eukaryota; Viridiplantae; Streptophyta; Magnoliopsida; Lamiales; Oleaceae
Source: the annotation of a GenBank genome assembly